Epinephelus lanceolatus (giant grouper) is the source of this 2377-nucleotide messenger RNA. It is a transcript of the gene vti1a, whose product is annotated as vesicle transport through interaction with t-SNAREs 1A. Gene Ontology annotation, molecular function: SNAP receptor activity; SNARE binding. Gene Ontology annotation, biological process: intracellular protein transport; Golgi to vacuole transport; intra-Golgi vesicle-mediated transport. Lineage: Eukaryota; Metazoa; Chordata; Actinopteri; Perciformes; Serranidae. Gene Ontology annotation, cellular component: endoplasmic reticulum membrane; ER to Golgi transport vesicle membrane; SNARE complex. The record is from RefSeq and is a predicted model, not a curated record.
GAAGAGACUCCAUUCGAUACUUGUUGUUAUUAUCCUGAGCUAACUGUCAACCAGAAAGCUACCUGUUUUAAACCUAAACGGCGAAAUGUCUUCAGACUUUGAAUCCUACGAGCAGGACUUUGGGACCAUUACAGCAGAUGUAACGAACAAAAUUGGAAGAAUUCCCAAACUAAGCGGAGAGGAGAAGACACAGCUGGUUCUAAAUGUCGACAAACAGCUUGAAGAAGUCAGAGAGUUGCUGGAGCAGAUGGACCUGGAGGUGCGGGAGAUCCCCAUCCAGAGCCGAGCCAUGUACAACAGCAGACUGAAGAGCUACAAGCAGGAGGUAGAGAAGCUCGAGAAAGACUUUAAAAGGUCACGUAUUGCCUACAGUGAUGAGGUGCGCAACGAGCUCCUGGGGGAUGACGCCAGCUCCUCGGAGAACCAGUUGAUAAAGUUACGUGAAGAGAGAGCGCAUCUGUUGGACAACACAGAGAAGCUGGAAAGGUCAUCACGGAGACUGGAGGCCGGCUACCAGAUAGCAGUAGAAACUGAACAAGUGGGUCAGGAGAUUCUUUCCAACCUGCACAGUGACCGUGAGAAGAUCCAAAGAGCCAGAGAAAGGCUGAGAGAAACGGACGCCAACCUGGGCAAGAGUUCUCGAAUCCUCACCGGCAUGCUGAGAAGGUAAGAGGCAGGAUCAUCCAGAAUCGCGUCCUGGUCUUCAUCCUCGGAGCCAUCAUCCUCCUCACCAUCAUCCUGGCCAUCUAUUUCAAUCUGAGGGGCCACUGAUCUCCCCUCUGCACACAUACACGCGCACACGAACCCUCACUCCUCCCCUGACACAAAUACAAACACACACACGCGUGAUUAAUAGCGACAAAAGCGUUGUUCUGCUGUAAUUAGGACAAAUGGUCCCCAUGAAUCACUGUUUCCAAAGCCUGACAGGGAGCUUUUUUUUUCCAUCUCUUUCUCCUUUUCCUCUUUUCUGUCCCUCUCUACCUUCUUUGCUCUUCCCUUUCUUCUCCUUUCUUUUCUCCUCUCUCUGUCAGGCUCUCUCAUACAUCUCCAGGGACAAGAGUAAGGGGGGGGAGAUGUUUUUAUGAUAGUUAAUAUUUUUCAUGGUGUCGUCGUCGGCGUGGUUCUGCAGCCCAUCCUGUCCCCAGGUGAACAAGGCCUGGGAGUUUUUUUUGUAACUCAAAGCAGAUUCAGAUAUGUAGAUUAUUUUUUUUCUUGUGACGGAGGUGGGGUCAAGUGUUAUCCAGGAUGUGUGUGCAUGAGAGACAGAGAGAAAGUAAAAAGAAUGCACACAUAGGUAUGCUCGCAUGUGCAUGAGUGACAGUCAUGGAUUUGGGGGAACAAUUGUGUUUGUUAUUAACACCAACCGUAGACACACAAACACACGCUGUAGUAUGUAUGAGCUUCUGUAACUAAAUGAUUCAGCUGUUCUUCAUGUAGCCCCGACAAAGCACAGAGGACAGUGCCUUCAGAUAAGAUAUGCUGUUCACACUCCUCCUUUAAAAAGCUCAGCAGAGCCCAAAAAUAGACAAGUGGCGCUGCCUUGAAAAGAGAGGAUGCACAUCACAAAAAAAAAAAAAACAGGUUGAGGUCAGUUCAGCUUCAGUUCAGUCAAUCAAGGUGAAAAGGUUUGUUUGUUUUCAAUUACAGUGAUCCGUAAAGUAUACAUGUACAUUUCAAAAAAGUUUGAGAUUCUAAAAAUGAAUUAAAGCAACUAUUUAAAUAUGUUUUACUCCAAAAAGGGAGCUGGCCCCAACCUUAGAGCAUACAAUACAUAACUACACUGCAGAGAAAUGGUUCUUCACGCAUUAUCCCCUGGCUUUAAUAGUGGUACAAUCCCCCCGCACCUCCCAAACACAGUUUUCACAACUCAUUUCCGCAGACUUUUUAAUGCAUCUGUCAUUGUGGGAACUUCUAGGCGUCAUACUGUAUGUACUAACAUUUAAAUCUACAUCAUGUAUAGUGUUUUGCUCUCAAUACAAGUGAUUCUGUUAUUACUAUUUAUUUAUAAAUGCAGAUGAGUUUUCAAUUAACCGUGUUAGGACUGUAUAUUUUAUAAAAAAGUAUUCAGAAACAUUAACAGCAUUUUAUCUUGAUUUUUCGAGUGUUCGGUGAUUAGUCUAUAAAACGCAGAGUGCACACCAGGACCAACUGAAAUGUGUGGAUUUCAAGUUUCGUGUCUUAUAAAUGUUUUUUCUUCUUCUUCUGUUCUUAUAAAUGGAUCUAAGUUGUUUUAGAACUGGCACUUUUUUGUUCUAUAUUUUUUUUCUUGUCAAGUUCUGAAGACUGUGACACAGUCCUUGUUUCUGUGUUUAUCUGUACGCUGACUUAUGUUGUGAUACAUUUGCAGGUGUUUGAAAAAAAGAAAAAGAGAAACAUG